CCCCUAAUAUUUUCAACAAUUCCUUCAAAUUAUUGAAAUCAAGGUACGCAACAUUAUACAUAACAAAAUAUCAAUUAUUUCAGUCAAAACAAUCAUACCUAAAGAUCUGAUCGCUUAUAUCAUUAGCUGAUAUAUAUAUAUAUAUAUAUAGUAUAUUCAUAAUUAGCAAGAUGAUCAUCCCAGUUCGUUGCUUCACUUGUGGGAAGGUAAUCGGAAACAAAUGGGACGGAUAUCUUGCACUUCUCAUAGCAGGCUACGAAGAAAAACAAGCACUUGAUGAAUUGGGUUUGGUUCGAUAUUGCUGUCGAAGAAUGUUGAUGACACAUGUUGACCUCAUCGAGAAGCUUCUCAACUAUAACACAUUGGAGAAAUCCAACGACAAUUGA
Molecule: messenger RNA, 386 nt
Organism: Lycium barbarum (goji berry)
Lineage: Eukaryota; Viridiplantae; Streptophyta; Magnoliopsida; Solanales; Solanaceae
Product: DNA-directed RNA polymerase subunit 10-like protein
Exons: 1
Coding region: 171-386 (71 amino acids)
Biological process (GO): transcription by RNA polymerase I; tRNA transcription by RNA polymerase III; transcription by RNA polymerase II
Cellular component (GO): RNA polymerase II, core complex; RNA polymerase I complex; RNA polymerase III complex
Molecular function (GO): DNA binding; zinc ion binding; DNA-directed RNA polymerase activity
Source: RefSeq, a predicted model, not a curated record